AUGCCUGAAGAGACGGAUCUAUUCCACGACGAAUCAUGGGGUGAACCAUGGCGAUCAUCCGAGUUUCCACCAGAAGAGACUCCGCAAGAGAGACGGCAGCGAUUCAACAAAAAGCCAGGAUGGUCAAAUGGUUGGAACGAUUGGGUUCCUAGAUUCUUCAGAACGCAAGCUGGAUCGUCUAAAAGUUGGCCGUGGGGCUAUGUCAUAUAUCGGACGACAUUUACAGAGACAUCUGAUCAAGACUGGGCGGCUGCGAUCGAGAUACUUGAUCGAUACUGUUCCACCUCAAUAGACCGUUGGAAAGACUUGCAGAAAUUUGAAUUCCAACCUAAUAUCUGUGAAGUCGUCCAUGAGGGUUAUCGGAAUGUCAUUGUUCAGGACUCUAGCUUGGAAGGGGCCUCAGCAGACGUUAUCCGCAAACGACACAUUCAGUGGGACAAAGAGCGGGGGUUUUUUGUUGGAUGCGGCACUCCUCGGGUUGACUAUUGCAUUGCGUUGGAUGCCCGCUGUAUACGGUCGAUUCUGGCAAGCACGGAGCCAGAUAAACCUGGCAUGGUCGGAUACGUCAACGUGAUUGACUGCACCUUUGAGUAUGAUCCUACUGAUCCCGAUAACGAAUGUUCAGAACACUAUGAUGGAUCGGUCAGAGUCUGUCUGAAUUGGCUGUUCAUGUUCGCUUUGUCUUGUGCAAGUCACGAUACCGGAGAGCAGACAUGGGGAGACUGGGGGAUGGAACGCCCUGGUUGGGCGAUCUAUACAGACGGACAUUGCUCAGUAGUUGAGAAAGAGGAGGUCUUCCUUUGUUCAUCCCAUUAUAAUCUCUUCUUCGCUUCAUGCUACCGUGACUAUCCGAAGGAAGAAAGUCUCACCGAGUCUCAGUAUAAUGAGCACGUCCAAUCCAUCACCAAGGAGAGGCAAACUGAUUAG
This is a messenger RNA of Penicillium pulvis, 927 nucleotides long. RefSeq lists its product as uncharacterized. Lineage: Eukaryota; Fungi; Ascomycota; Eurotiomycetes; Eurotiales; Aspergillaceae. The transcript has a single exon. The record is from RefSeq and is a predicted model, not a curated record. Bases 1 to 927 code for a protein of 308 amino acids.